CGCGAGAGGGCGGUCCCCGGAGGCCCCGCCCUGGACCGUCCACAGGCGGCCACCCUGGCUGGGGGAAGUGGCCGGCUGGCGGCGAUCUGGUCGGUUGACAGCUGCUGACAGCUGCAGGCGCGGUGGGUGGGGAAGCGGGUGGCCUUGUGUCCUCCUGCCCGCGGUUCCGCACCGCUUUCCGGGUGAGCCCCCGGCCAGCAGCUUCGCCAUCCCCCGCAGCGGCCCGGUCUCUUUAAGAGAUUCGCGGGGCGCCCCGCCUCUUAGAGAUCUGAUUGGUCGCCUCCGCUCGUUUCGUUUCGGAUGGGCGAAAAACACGCUCCGGCUUUCUGGGUCGCCGCUGCUGGCAAGGGCUGCCCGGUGUCCUCGGGGCUGGCGGGCCCUGCGCGCUGGUGACAUCUCUCCCACCUCGCCCACCGCCCCCCAUUCGCGUGGAACCGGCUUCCGAGACUCUUGCGCGACGCUCCCCGUCCCCUGCCACCGACCCUGGCCGCGGAAGGCCGGAGUCCCCGGGGCCUGAGCUGGGUCCUGGCACUCGGCGGCGGCGACAGUGGAUGGGCGGCCCGGGCGGCCAGGCCUGAGCGCUGACCCUGGGCUCUCAGGGCGCUGCGGUAGGAUGUCCGCCCCGGGAGGCACCAACGGGAGCUCGGAGCCCGCGCCACCCCUGGCGCCCAACAUCACGGUGCCCCACCGCUGCCUGCAGCUGCUCUAUGAGGACAUCGGCUCCUCCAGGGUCCGGUACUGGGACCUCCUGCUGCUCAUUCCCAACGUGCUCUUCUUCAUCUUCCUGCUCUGGAAACUUCCAUUUGCUCGGGCCAAGAUCCGCGUCACCUCCAGCCCCAUUUUUAUCACCUUCUACAUCCUGGUGUUCGUGGUGGCCCUGGUGGGCAUCGCCCGGGCCGUGGUGUCCAUGACGGUCAGCGCCCGGGCCGCGGCGUCAACAACCGUCAGCACCUCAGACCCUGCGACUGUUGCCGACAAGAUCCUGUGGGAGAUCACCCGCUUCUUCCUGCUGGCCAUAGAGCUGAGCGUGGUCAUCCUGGGUCUCGCGUUUGGCCACCUGGAGAGCAAGUCGAGUAUCAAGCGGGUGUUGGCCAUUACCAUUGUGCUGUCCCUGGCCUAUUCUGUCACCCAGGGGACCCUGGAGAUCCUGUACCCGGACUCCCACCUCUCCGCCGAGGACUUCAACAUCUACGGGCACGGGGGCCGCCAGUUCUGGCUGGUCAGCUCCUGCUUCUUCUUCCUGGUCUACUCCCUGGUCGUGGUCCUGCCCAAGACGCCGCUGAAGGAGCGCAUCUCCCUGCCCUCGCGGAGGAGCUUCUACGUGUACGCGGGCAUCCUGGCGCUGCUCAACCUGCUGCAGGGGCUGGGCAGCGCGCUGCUGUGCGCCGAUGUCAUCGAGGGCCUCUGCUGUGUGGACGCCACCACUUUCCUCUACUUCAGCUUCUUCGCGCCGCUCAUCUACGUGGCCUUCCUCAGGGGCUUCUUUGGCUCGGAGCCCAAGAUCCUGUUCUCCUAUAAAUGCCAAGUGGACGAGACGGAGGAGCCGGACGUGCACCUGCCCCAGCCCUACGCCGUGGCCCGGCGGGAAGGCUUGGAGGCCGCGGGGACUGUCGGGGCCUCGACUGCCUCCUAUUCCAGCACCCAGUUCGAUUCCGCGGGCGUAGCCUACCUGGACGACGUGGCGUCCAUGCCCUUCCAUGCGGGCAGCAUCAACAGCACCGACAGCGAUCGGUGGAAGGCCAUCAACGCCUGAGAGCGGCCUCCCAGGACCUGCGGGGACAGACGGGACAGGGGCCCGAGGCUGGACUCCCAGGUGGAGCAGAUGAAGGGUUGGGGGCCAGGCCUGCACCUCCUGCCCUCCAGCCCCCAGUUCCCUUGGUGGCCAGUGCUCCAGCCGGGGACCCCUCGUCCUUUUUCCAUCUCCUCGCCCCGCUCAGCAGGCCAGACUGGUCUCCCAGGGACAGAACCUCAUGGCACAGGAUGGCUGCUGCCCACCUCCCCUCACUGCCCCACUCCGCAGCCACUGGUCUCUUCCGAGCACACAGCGUGGGGGACCAGCGGUGGCGUGUAUAUUUUCUUGAUUUAUUUUUUAAUAAAAAGGAAAAGAG
Molecule: messenger RNA, 2108 nt
Organism: Urocitellus parryii (Arctic ground squirrel)
Lineage: Eukaryota; Metazoa; Chordata; Mammalia; Rodentia; Sciuridae
Gene: Tpra1
Product: transmembrane protein adipocyte associated 1
Biological process (GO): G protein-coupled receptor signaling pathway
Cellular component (GO): plasma membrane
Molecular function (GO): G protein-coupled receptor activity
Source: RefSeq, a predicted model, not a curated record